This is a messenger RNA of Magnolia sinica, 659 nucleotides long. Its product is annotated as glutaredoxin-C1-like. The transcript has a single exon. Lineage: Eukaryota; Viridiplantae; Streptophyta; Magnoliopsida; Magnoliales; Magnoliaceae. Bases 89 to 406 code for a protein of 105 amino acids. The record is from RefSeq and is a predicted model, not a curated record.
UUCUUAGCUUUCUUUCAAUCACAUACACAUUUCCAAUCUCUCUCUCUCUCUCUCUCUCUCUCUCUCUCUCUCUCUCUCCAUUACUAAGAUGGACCAGGUGAUGGGAUUGGCAGGCCAGAAUGCGUUGGUGAUCUUUAGCAACAGCUCAUGUUGCAUGUGCCACUCCAUCAAGAGGCUCUUCAUAGAGCUUGGGGCCCAUGCAAUUGUUUAUGAGCUCGAUGUGGACCCCAGAGGAAAAGAAAUGGAGAAGGCAUUGGUCAGGCUACUAGGUCGUAGGUCGCCUUUACCAGCCGUGUUCAUAGGCGGUAAAUUGGUGGGCUCUACCAAUGAGGUGAUGGCUCUUCAACUCAACCGUAAUCGUGCUCUAAUGACGCUCCUUAGAGAAGCAGGAGCUAUCUGGGUGUAAUGCAUACGAUGCAGAUUCUACUCUAAUACCAUAAAAAAAUAAGUCGUACGUAUAUAUAGAUAAGAGGGAGUGUCUCAUACACUUUUGGAGGUAAUGAUUACUUACUAAGUUUUAAGUCUUAGUCGCAUGUUAGAGUCAUGUAUGGAGUCUUAAGUUGAUAGUUCAAAAGCUAUGUUUUGAUAACUUGGAGAAAUGUUUAUUCGGAGCUGGUGUUUUUAACGUGAAAUAAAAUAUUUCCUAUCUUUUGUGUGUA